AUGAUGAUGCUUCUUCGUCCAACACUACUCUUGCACGUUGCGAAACGCACUGCAGCCUCUAAUGCCGUGCGUAAUCGUGGGAAAAGGGCAACGGUAGUCACCACACCCAUCACUGCAGCCACAGGACGUGGAAUACAAAUCCAUGAGAACAGAAACACACCGUUGAGUAGUGAAAGUUGUUCAACAACAACAACAACUACUUCUACCAAAACAACAGCAACAACAGCAGCAGCUGGAGGGAAAUUGUCAACAUUAUCUGGAAAGGUCGUUCCUGCAGGACAACGUAAAUUGCAGCGUGCUGGUAGUACCCAACAAAAAGUUAGUACCAAACAAAUGAAUAAUAAUAAUAGUAAUAAUAGUGGUAGUGGUAGUAGUAGUAAGAUGAUUGUGCCAACAAAGGCGACUACUCCAUCUAGUGCUGUUACUAUUGUCUCCAACUCUUCCAGUUUUGUUCCCGAUUACCGUGAAAAGGUAUUACAGAUCUUUCAACGACUUGCAGAGAUUAAUAACGCCCUGCAGGAACGGUAUAAGGCCCAAUCCUAUCAAAUAGCUGUAGACAAUCUAAAGAGGGAUGAUUACAUCUUUCUACACAUCCCACCAAACAUCAUUGCCCCUGGUGUGGAUGAUGCGAGGCGAAAGAAACUAAUUGAGGCUGUGCAUAAUACACCGAAGGUUGGUGAGAAACUAAAAACAAAGAUGAUAGAGAUACUCACAACAGGUGAUCUUGCCGAAUUGCAUAGUCUACAGGCGAAACCUAUUAUUCGUGCAAUUCAAGAACUCACACAAGUACAUGGAUUUGGUCCUCGCACGGCUGUGACUUUAUAUAAAAAGUAUGGUGUCAAGUCUGUAGCGGAGUUGCAACAGCGUGUGAAGGAUCAAGAGGCAAAUAAUAAUAAUAAUAAUAAUAAUAAUAAUAAUAAUAAUAGUGUUGAGAAGAAACCCUAUAGAAAGUCAUCAUCAUCAUCAUCAAAAGGUGGUAAUAAUAAUAAUAAUAAUAAUAAUAAUAAUAAUAAUAAUGAUUCCAUCUUGCAUCUCACAGAGGCCCAACGUCUUGGAUUGAAAUACCAUCGAGACAUCUCUCAACGUAUUCCACAUGAGGAAGUUCGUUUACAUGAAGCCUUUCUUAAACUGCGGUUGCGGAAGUAUUUGGGAAAAGGAUAUGAUCUCUCUAUUUGCGGCAGCUACAGGCGAAGACUGCCAACGUCAGGGGAUAUAGAUGUACUUAUUACCCGUAAAACAGGUAAUCAUAUAGAUACUGUAAACCAAAAGAAGAAUCUAAAAGGUGGUAAUAAUAAUAAUAUUAAUAAUAUUAAUAGGCGUGGAGAGCGGGUGUUGGCACCACAGGAAGUUCUUGCUGCCUUUGUAGAGGCGUUAAAACAAGAACGGUAUAUUGAGGCUACACUUGCACAAGGAUCCACAAAGUUUAUGGGUGUUAGUCGAUUGAAGAGUUACAACUAUAAUGCGGGAGCGACACAUCCAAAACUGUAUCCCGCACGUAGACUUGAUAUUCGUUUUGUAGAACCCGAAUGUUUCCCUGCAGCCUUGUUGUAUUUUACGGGAAGUAAAAAUUUUAAUGUUGUGAUGCGGGCAGAGGCUAUUAAACGGCGAUAUAUAUUAAACGAAUAUGGUUUAUUCCGCAAUGAUGCUGUUAACUCAGCUACUGGGGAUCAUGAUCCUAAUAAUAAUAAUAAUGAGGAUGAUGAGGAAGAGGAGGAUCAUGUGGAUAGUAAGAAGGAUAGUCAUCAUAGUAGUAGUAAGAAAACCACUGGACGUGCACGUUGGAAUGCAGAGACUUUUCAAAAGUUAUUACGUGCCCAAUACUACUCCGCUAAAUCCCCUGCAUUCGGAAAUAACGAUCAUGAUGUAAACAAUGAGGAUGAGGAUGAAGAAGAGGAUGCUGAUGGGAAUAAUAAUAAUAAUAAUAAUAGUGUAGGAGAGAAACAUAAUAAUAAUAAUAGUAAUAAGAAGAAGCCCAAUAAACAACAACUACAACAGGAAUUGGCGGCACUCUGGCGAGAAGUAGAGGCGCGGCGAGUGAAGGUCAAACACGAACGGGAUGUCUUCGCAGCGUUAGGGAUGACGUACGUACACCCCGAAAACCGUGAAGUCUGA
Trypanosoma theileri is the source of this 2112-nucleotide messenger RNA. RefSeq names its product putative mitochondrial DNA polymerase beta-PAK. Gene Ontology annotation, cellular component: nucleus. Gene Ontology annotation, molecular function: DNA binding; DNA-directed DNA polymerase activity. Gene Ontology annotation, biological process: double-strand break repair via nonhomologous end joining. The record is from RefSeq and is a predicted model, not a curated record. Lineage: Eukaryota; Euglenozoa; Kinetoplastea; Trypanosomatida; Trypanosomatidae. The transcript has a single exon. Bases 1 to 2112 code for a protein of 703 amino acids.